AAGGGAGGUCCGCUCGGCCGGGCGCGCCGCCCCAGUGCUCUGUGGGAUACUGGAAGUCUCGAGCGUCUCCUCCCGGUUCCCAGCCCUCCUCUGGCCCUCACUCAUAGAAACAUUCACACACCCCCUGCCUCCCCUCUCUUCCCUCUCCGCCUCCCCCUUCCCCCCCCCCCUCGCGAUAAGAAGACCCGGCGGCAGGAGAGGGGAUGAAGAUGGCGGACGCAAAGCAGAAGCGGAACGAGCAGCUGAAGCGCUGGAUCGGCUCCGAGACGGACCUUGAGCCACCGGUGGUGAAGCGCCAGAAGACCAAGGUGAAGUUCGACGAUGGCGCCGUCUUCCUGGCUGCUUGCUCCAGCGGGGACACGGACGAGGUCCUCAAGCUGCUGCACCGCGGCGCCGACAUCAAUUACGCCAAUGUGGACGGACUCACUGCCCUGCACCAGGCUUGCAUUGAUGACAAUGUUGAUAUGGUGAAGUUUCUGGUAGAAAAUGGAGCAAAUAUUAAUCAACCUGAUAAUGAAGGCUGGAUACCACUACAUGCAGCAGCUUCCUGUGGAUAUCUUGAUAUUGCAGAGUUUUUGAUUGGUCAGGGAGCACAUGUAGGGGCUGUCAACAGUGAAGGAGACACACCUUUAGAUAUUGCGGAGGAGGAGGCAAUGGAAGAGCUACUUCAAAAUGAAGUUAAUCGGCAAGGGGUUGAUAUAGAAGCAGCUCGAAAGGAAGAAGAACGGAUCAUGCUUAGAGAUGCCAGGCAGUGGCUAAAUAGUGGUCAUAUAAAUGAUGUCCGGCAUGCAAAAUCUGGAGGUACAGCACUCCACGUUGCAGCUGCUAAAGGCUAUACGGAAGUUUUAAAACUUUUAAUACAGGCAGGCUAUGAUGUUAAUAUUAAAGACUAUGAUGGCUGGACACCUCUUCAUGCUGCAGCUCAUUGGGGUAAAGAAGAAGCAUGUCGAAUUUUAGUGGACAAUCUAUGUGAUAUGGAGAUGGUCAACAAAGUGGGCCAAACAGCCUUUGAUGUAGCAGAUGAAGACAUUUUAGGAUAUUUAGAAGAGUUGCAAAAGAAACAAAAUCUGCUCCAUAGUGAAAAACGGGACAAGAAAUCUCCACUAAUUGAAUCAACAGCAAAUAUGGACAAUAAUCAGUCACAGAAGACCUUUAAAAACAAAGAGACAUUGAUUAUUGAACCAGAGAAAAAUGCAUCCCGUAUUGAAUCUCUGGAACAAGAAAAGGUUGAUGAAGAAGAAGAAGGAAAGAAAGAUGAGUCUAGCUGCUCUAGUGAAGAAGAUGAGGAAGAUGACUCGGAAUCAGAAGCUGAAACAGAUAAGACAAAACCCCUGGCUUCUAUAACUAAUGCCAACACUUCUACUACACAAGCAGCUCCUGUAGCUGUUACAACACCUACUGUGUCAUCAGGUCAAGCAACACCUACAUCACCUAUUAAAAAGUUUCCAACCACAGCUACAAAAAUUUCUCCCAAAGAAGAAGAGAGAAAAGAUGAGUCUCCUGCAACUUGGAGGUUAGGACUUAGAAAGACGGGCAGCUAUGGUGCACUUGCUGAAAUCACAGCAUCUAAAGAGGGUCAGAAAGAAAAAGAUACUGCAGGUGUUACACGUUCAGCUUCAAGUCCCAGACUUUCCUCCUCUUUGGAUAAUAAAGAAAAGGAGAAAGAUAGUAAAGGAACUAGGCUUGCAUAUGUUGCACCUACAAUACCAAGACGACUAGCCAGUACAUCUGACAUUGAAGAGAAAGAAAACAGAGAUUCUUCAAGUUUGCGAACAAGUAGUUCAUAUACAAGGAGAAAAUGGGAAGAUGAUCUUAAAAAAAAUAGCUCAAUUAAUGAAGGAUCAACUUAUCAUAAAAGUUGCUCCUUUGGUAGAAGACAAGAUGAUUUGAUUAGUUCUAGUGUUCCAAGCACCACAUCAACACCAACAGUUACCUCUGCAGCUGGGCUUCAGAAAAGCCUGCUUUCCAGCACAAGCACUACUACAAAGAUUACAACGGGUUCUUCCUCAGCAGGCACACAAAGCAGUACCUCAAAUCGUUUGUGGGCUGAGGAUAGUACUGAAAAAGAAAAGGACAGUGUUCCUACGGCAGUGACCAUUCCUGUUGCUCCAACUGUUGUAAAUGCUGCAGCUUCUACCACAACCCUGACUACAACUACUGCUGGCACUGUCUCCUCCACAACAGAGGUCAGGGAGAGACGCAGAUCAUACCUCACUCCUGUUAGGGAUGAAGAGUCUGAAUCCCAAAGAAAAGCAAGAUCUAGACAAGCAAGACAAUCUAGAAGAUCAACACAGGGAGUGACAUUAACUGAUCUUCAAGAAGCUGAGAAAACAAUAGGAAGAAAUCGUCCUACCCGAACCAGAGAACAAGAAAAUGAAGAAAAAGAAAAAGAGGAAAAAGAAAAACAAGAUAAAGAGAAACAAGAAGAAAAGAAGGAGUCAGAAACAUCUAGAGAAGACGAAUAUAAACAAAAAUACUCCAGAACGUAUGAUGAGACUUACCAGCGUUAUAGGCCAGUAUCAGCUUCAAGUUCAGCCACUCCAUCCUCUUCACUUUCUACUAUGAGCAGUUCACUCUCUCCUUCAAGUCAACUAAACAGGCCAAAUAGUCUUGUAGGCAUAACUUCUGUUUACCCCAGAGGAAUAACAAAAGAAAAUGAAAGAGAGGGAGAAAAAAGAGAAGAGGAAAAAGAAGGAGAAGAUAAAUCACAAUCUAAAUCAAUUAGAGAACGACGGCGACCAAGAGAGAAAAGAAGAUCUACAGGAGUUUCAUUUUGGACACAAGAUAGUGAUGAAAAUGAACAAGAACAACAAUCAGAUGCAGAAGAGGGAUCCAAUAAGAAAGAAACUCAGACGGAUUCCAUUUCUAGAUAUGAAACCAGUUCUACAUCAGCUGGUGAUCGAUAUGAUUCCUUGCUGGGUCGCUCUGGAUCAUACAGUUACUUGGAAGAAAGAAAACCUUAUAGCGGCAGGCUAGAAAAGGAUGACUCAACUGACUUUAAAAAGCUUUAUGAACAAAUUCUAGCUGAAAAUGAAAAGCUGAAGGCACAGCUACAUGAUACAAAUAUGGAACUAACAGAUCUUAAAUUACAGUUGGAAAAGGCCACCCAGAGACAAGAAAGAUUUGCUGAUAGGUCACUGUUGGAAAUGGAGAAAAGGGAACGAAGAGCUCUAGAAAGAAGAAUAUCUGAAAUGGAAGAAGAGCUCAAAAUGUUACCAGACCUAAAAGCAGACAACCAGAGGCUAAAGGAUGAAAAUGGGGCCUUGAUCAGAGUUAUAAGCAAACUUUCCAAAUAAAAAAAGGAAAAAAAAAAGCAGCAAGUAAUGGAAUUGCACAUAUUAGUAACCCAGUGGACCAUAAUUGGCAGUCACUGGAAGCCUAGGAAGAAUCCUUGGAGACUGUCAUUUUCGGAUAUCCUGCCAAAUGCCCUCUUAAUCUAGAAUUUUUAUUUCAUUUUGUUUAAUUUUCUGGGGUGUUUUUGUUGUUGUUGGUUUUUUUUUUUUUUUUUUUUUUUUUUUUUUUUAAAUCAAGACCAUUGUUUCAUGUUAAUGCAGCUGCUGAGAAGAAUUUUUUUUAAUGACUGAGAAAACUUGUUUACAGCUCCAGCAUAUAAGGAAAGUGUUCAAGGCCAGAUAUGCCUCAGAUAUUUAACCAGUAAGCCUUAGUUGUACAUAAAUACUUUUGUGUCAACAAAAACCUUCAGCUUUCACAGAAGACAGUUACUCAACAUUUUUUGAUGUGCCACAGUUUCCAGUUUUUCGAUAUUUAAAUUUUUUUGGCUUUUCAUCUAAGUUUAGGUUUGUAUUUUUUCCUUCUAAACUCUUCAUGUGGCAGAGUCUUCUAUGUUUUCACAGCUUUUUCAUUUACAGAUAAGAACACUUGCUCUUCUGUGAUUAUUGUCAUGUAUUAGGCUAAUGCUAUGUUGUCUCCCACCUGGAACUGAAUUGCUUGGUGGAACAUGCUUUCACUGUUUGUGCAAUAUGCAUUUAUUUCUUACAUGAAUGCUUUAAAGUCAUUUGAGAUUAGAUCUUUUAAUUCCCAUUUUCUGCUUCAUUGGUCACUUUUUUGUUUUUAUUGUAGUAUAAGAUGUUAGAUUCUGUAAUCUUCACAUUCAUUUUAGCAGGUACUGAGUGAUGCUGUAUAUACAAAUAAGUGUAUUGUUUUGAUUUUUAGACCACCACAUGGCAUGCUUGACUAUUUCUUAUUUCAAAUGUCUGCUAAUGCAGAGUAGGCUACUCCAUGAUAGUGUUAAAAAACAAAAUUUGCUGACAAUGUGAUAUAAAGACUUUAAAAGUUACAUAUUAUGUGGAGCCCUAUCUUUACAAAAGUUUCCUACUGUAAAGUGCUUUUAUUUUCAGUUUUCAUUUGAUAGUACUCAACCAUAAUUAAAGUUGCGUAAGAUAAUUGCUUUACAUUUCACAUACCUAUAUUUAUCUGAGUGCUGUCUAAAACUGUUGUGCUAGCCAAAGUAAUGCUAUGAAAUCAUUUGCAGAAUUAACCCGUGAGUUAAUGUUAAAUGCACUGUUAUUGCCAUGUGAAGAGGCAUCGACUUUGAUACCACCAUCAUGUUCAGACCAUUUUAUACAUUUCAGUGGCCUUUUUUUUAAGGAAAAAAAAAGCGCAAAACCAAGUACAUAGUGAAGAUGGCUUUUAUUUGGACAAAUAGCUUUUAUAUUUUCAUUAAACCAUGCAAAAAAUACUACAUCUUUCUGGCACAUAACUGUCUCCUUAACCACUGAACAGUUCAGCCAUUUGAAUAAAUUGUACAUUGUAAAGCUUAUAGUAGCUGAUUGUAUUAUUGAUUGUAUUGUAUACUAUAUUAAAUGUGAAUUUGUACCCCUUCAUUUUAAAAGGUCAUUGUGUUCUACUGCCUAUUUUAGAUUACUUUGGGGUUGGGGAAGGUGUUUUGGUAAGCAGGAUUUUAAGUCCUCUCUCUCUUGAUUGGUUUUAUGAAGAUAUAAGGUUAUGCUCUUACUACCAAGCUCAGGAUUCUUGAUUUUAAAGGUACAAGGAUAGUUGUGGGAGUUUUAUUUUUGGUUAUAUUUGAACUGUAUGAAUGGUGGGUCUGAAUAUUGAGAAUUAACCAUGGUCUUAUGUGGAGGUAAAAUAUACAGAUAACUGAUCAGUUUGAGUGACCGCAACAUGUUCUGGUUGCACAACAGUUAGGCAUGCUAUGGUUUAUAUUUGUGAAGUUUGGAUGCCUGUGAAGAAUGAUUAAAUACAUGUUUCUAAUAUUUUAGUGUUUUGUAUUUAGGUUAUUUAUUCUUUGUAUCUAAAACUGAACAGCUACUGUGCUAUAUUGAUUUUAUUGGUAGUAUUGAGCAGACCUUGUUUCUGCAUGAAACUAGUUGCAAAACCCACUAUUUUGGAAAUAAAAAUGUAUUUUGACAUAUACAAAUAAAAUGAAUAAAACUAUUUUAAAUGUGUGAACUUUUAAUGAAGACAUUUUAAAUUUUGUUCUGAGAUAUUUAAAUUCUGCAUGGGUAUUUUUUCACUGGUUGCUUUACUUGGAUACCAAUUUGAAUAAUUUCUGAAAUUGUAAUAUUGUGAUAAUUUGCACAGCAUUGUACAUGCACAUCUGUAAAUGCAAUCUUAAUUGCCAUAUUUAUGCAAUCUGUGUACCAAUUUGGACAAAUGUUUAUAUAUUUUACAUAAAGCUAUCUGUAUGCAGAA
This is a messenger RNA of Rhinopithecus roxellana (golden snub-nosed monkey), 5673 nucleotides long. RefSeq names its product protein phosphatase 1 regulatory subunit 12A (gene PPP1R12A). Gene Ontology annotation, molecular function: enzyme inhibitor activity; protein kinase binding; phosphatase regulator activity. Gene Ontology annotation, cellular component: A band; Z disc; cytoplasm. The coding region runs from base 204 to 3296 and encodes 1030 amino acids. NCBI's taxonomy places the organism in Eukaryota, Metazoa, Chordata, Mammalia, Primates, Cercopithecidae. The record is from RefSeq and is a predicted model, not a curated record. The transcript is spliced from 25 exons. Gene Ontology annotation, biological process: signal transduction.